AUAACGUGGUGGAGGAGAGUAGCCUCCCUCGUCUCCUCUGUUCGGGCAGGGCGACUCCUCUCCCGCCAUCUGUCUGUUGUUGUCACCGCUCACAGUUAAGACUCAUCACUGCUGAAACUACAUGGAAAAAUCAUCUCUUCCCGUUCAGUCGAGCCUGUCCACGGUGUUUCCCCAGGCAUAUCUCUGAGCUGAGCGGGAUUGUCAGCGAAGGUGAGAAAGGGCUUAACUUAUCAGGAACAACAGUCAGAGAUGAUUCAAGGGAAAGGAAAGACACAUUUUAAGGAAGGAUGUGGCAAGAGGGAAGUUACAGUAGAGCAGAUAUGGUGGUUUUACUGGACCUACAUCAAGGUGAGAGUGAAAGGAGUAACUAAGGGACACAACACUGGGGAUAUCUCAGAGACGUCUUCAUUGUUUUAGACUAUGGGGGAGUUUCUGGGAGGAGCGAGGAAUAAGUUAUUGUGAGUAGAUAGAGAGCUGGCGAGGAAGACAAAAUCCCAAGAGGGAUCCCCGUGGUCUCCCUAAUCUGUGUUGAUCUGGUUAGAGACAAAGUGAGUGUAAGGCGUGACUGGGCUGACUGCCAGAGAGCUGAGGCAGACUACUGAUCCCACCUGACAGUGGAGAGCCUCAUUUGAUUUCAGGCACACCACAUUAAAAUGUUAAUUGAUUCUGUAUUUAGUUAUAAUAAUGGAGUUUGUUUCCAAAGGACAGUGGAUACAUUUUGCAAAUACAUUAUUACCUAAAUUAUAUCAUUCUAUGUCUCCCCAAAACUAGCUACUUGAGGUCCUUAUUAUGUUUUCGGUUUGGUUUGUUUGUCAGCAGAAUUACGGAAAAACUCCUGGCCCGAUUUUCAUGAAACUUGGUGGAAGGGUGUAGCAUUGGCCAAGGAAGAACCCUUUCAAUUUUGGAGGGGACUGGCCUUGGUGGAGGCCUGCUCUCUCUCCGAGUGCCCUUCUAGUUGUCCUUUAAAGCUAGGGUCGUUAAUGCUGAGAAACUAGCAAGAGUAUGCUAUAUUUUUAAAAUGAUCCAACCCAAAAACCCAGCUCAGUGCUGCCAACUCCUUUCCAAAGAAGGUAGCUCGCAGCACAAGCUCCAAAAGUCCUUAAAACUAGCGAGAAAGUUGCCAAGUGUUGCUGACUUGGCAACUUUGUGUCCCUUCAGGCCUCCCUCCAAAGCCACUCCCCCAAAAUUAUCAUUAUGACCGCAAACAACAAACAUGGCUAUUGUUAAUACUCACAGCUGUCAAGCCAGCAGCUUGUGGCAGAGUCCGGUGAAGCACAAUAAGUGCACGGGCAGAGUGAACGCAGGCAGGCAGGUAACCUGAAUCAAAUGAUUGGACGGGUUUAUUACAGUCCUGCGGUAGCAAAUGUUCUCAGUGUCCCAGCAGUUUUAAAAAGCUUUUGCUGUGAACAUAGUCUGAAAUGUCACAUUAUCAGAUUCACACCAUUGAGUAGCUCACAUAUGUUCCGAUAAACAGUGUAUAGAUUUCUUAUAAUCCUAAGAUUACCCAACACUGCUGUGGAACAAAGUCCAAUCCUUAAAGCUGAGCUCUCAAGGCUCUCUCCUAAUGAGACAAAUUUAGUAAAUCGCAUUGGAAUUUCACUUGGACGUCGAUUAUGACGUCAUAAUAAACCCAACAUCUGUCUCAGCUCAGUUCAGCACCAAGUAACCUUUUGUGCACCGACCAACCCACCAGAAAUCCAGCUAAAUGACAGAGGUCAGGUCAGAGCCACUGAAUUUCAUUAAGAGGGUGACCUUCUCUGCCUCGUAUCAUCUUGAGUGUAAAAGUGACCUUUUUCAAAUGGCAAAUCCAAAUUAUUUUUCUUCAAACAUUCGCUGUAUCUGUCAAGUGUUGCCACAAAAGAAAGACAAGAGAAUGCAAGACUAAUUUCUGAGCACAUUUCAUGCACAAAGGCAGUUUAAUAUGUUUUACUUAAAGUAUAUAAAGGCAUUUAUUGAUAAAUAAAAUAAAAUAAAUGAUAAAUGAUAAAUGAUAAAUGAUAAAUAAAUAAAUAAAUAAACAAAUUAAAUUGCAUUUCAUCAGUAAUACUCAAAGUGCAAUUUUAAGUAGGUUAAAAUUGUAAUAAUUUAUUUUGCAGUUUGUUCUAUCUGGAGGGUUCAUAUUAUAAAAGCAAGUCCAAUAAUUACAUUUUGGCCUUAAACCAUGUCAAACCAUGUGAUGUCCAAACGAUGUAACAGAGGACACACGUUGUGUUAUGGGUUGUUUGUCUCCACCCUACUCUGCCUUGUGGUUCCUCCCUCUUUUAGGCCUGAUCCAAAGUUCAAGAGCUACUGUCAUUUCAUUCCCGCCUUCAAAAUUGUCUGUGGACAAGCUGAGACCAUCCUGUAUUCAUUAAUAUUCAGCCCUGCUGUAAAUAAGCGACAGUAAAUUGGAUCACGGCCUCCAGUAACUGACGACAACCAUAAAGACAAAAGACCAGAGGUCAAGUACAUUCUUGUGUUUGAGUAAAUCAGUAAAUGAAUAAGUGAGCAUAUUGCCACUAACACAGAGGAUGUUUUCCACUUUUCUUUGCUCCACUGGUGGAAAUAAUGAAGCCCCAGCAUAACUUCAUCCAUACUGUCAGUUAAGCCGUCCAGCUGGCCAGCCAGUCAGUCAGUCAGUCAGUCAGUCAUGCAGCUGUUGUGCCCUCUGCUCAACCAGCCAUUAAGACAGUCUCUCCCCUCCGUCUGUGUCCCAGCCCCAGUCAGCUAUUCAACCACUCAGCUCCUCUCCUUACCGGCCCCAUGCAGACCUCCUUUCCUGCCCCAGGAUGCGAUGUCGUGACGUGCAUACCAGCGCAGUGAGACCGUCCUUGUUCUAAUGUGUUUGUGCACUGAAGAGAUUGCAAGGAAACAGCUUGCCAGGGGCAGGCAGCUGCUGCUUCCUACAGCUUGCAGCAGUUUGGGGGGGACAACAGCAGGAUGCCGUGGGGGAGAAGUGGCUCGGCGGCCCUGCUGCUGCUCUCGGGCAGAGCCAUCGCGUGGGCCAAGGCCAGAAAUCCCAGCCCCACCGAGAUGAGCGUGGAGCCCUGGGCCAGCCCGCAGGACCAGGCAGCCGCUGAGCACGACGCACACAGCACGCACGCGCCCUCCUCCCAGGAUCAGGAGCAGGAGCAGCACCCCGACAAACUCUGCCUGGACUCGUUCUGGAGUGAGGUGGAGACCAUCCGACAGGGGAGUGGCUACUCAGACCUGGACUGCAGCAGGAGAGACUCCAGACAGUCAGAAGAGGGAGAACAGGAGGAGCAGUGGUUGGCCGAUGCUGGUUUGUCGACCCUCAUCAGCGAGGACAGCGAGGAUGUCGACAACGCAUUGCUGCUGUCCACUCUGACCCGGACCCAGGCCGAGGCCGUCCAGCGUCGACUGGACUCCUACACGCUGUCCCUCCGCAAGAGGAACAAACCGGCGCCGCGCGACGUUCGCGAGAUCUUCCACUCCCCCAUCGCUCAGUCUCGUCUGCCUGAGUCCCAGCGUAGUGACGACACAGCCCACCACAGCAUGGCAUCGGUUGGCAAAUCACCACUAUCAGCUGUGACGCCGGAGCAUCACCGAGGCGCUCCUAAAGAGGAAUUCUUCAUAACCGACAUAGCUUACUGCGAACAGGCCGUCAUCUUUCUCAAACAGGCCAAACUGCCGCAGAACAACAGCCAGCGCAGAAAAGAGGACGGCACCCUGCCUCGGGUGAUCUGCCCCAAGUGCCGUCUGGGAGUGACUCGUAUUCAGGAUCUCUCCCACUCCGACAUGAAGAAGGUGCGUCAGUUGGCGCUCAUCGACAUGACGGCGCUGUGCGACCUCUUAGAGCUGGAGGUCAAAAGGCACAAAACCAGCAAGAGGAAAAUUCCAGAAAGCACGCUGUACGGGGUGCCGCUGGCCACGCUGCUGGAGAACGAUCAGAAAAUUAAGCCCAACACCUCGACUCCUCUCUACAUGCAGGCGUUGUUGUCAUUUUUGGAGAAGAAAGGUGUCGAUUCGGAGGGGAUCCUGCGGGUUCCAGGAUCUCAGUCCAGAAUCAAGCUGCUGCAGCAGAACUUGGAGACCAACUUCUACUCGGGGCAGGUCAGCUGGGACGACGUGAGUCCCAACGACGCCGCCGCGCUGCUCAAGAAGUUCAUCCGGGAGCUGCCCGCUCCUCUGCUCACCCCCGAGUACCUCAACACCUUCAGCGCCGUCAGAGACAUCACAGAGCUGAGGCAGAAACUCCACAUGUUGAACCUGCUCAUCCUGCUGCUGCCUGAGCCCAACAGGAACACACUGAAGGCGCUCCUCGAGUUCCUCAGUAAGGUGGUCUCCAGGGAGAAGAGGAACAGGAUGAACCUUUGGGCCGUAGCAACCAUCAUGGCUCCCAACCUCUUCCUCCAUAAGGCCGUCCCCAGCAGGCUGACUGAAGGGGCAGAGAAAGGACACGCGGAGAAGGCGGCCGAUGUCAUGAGGCUCCUCAUCCGCUACCAGGACCUGCUCUGGACGAUACCUAACUUCCUCAUGAGCCAGGUGCGUAAGCUGAAUGAGAACAGUAACCGGCGUUACCAGUUCUACGAUCGCCGCAUCAAGAACCUGCUGAGGAAGAUCCACACAGACAGCCGCGACAAACCUGAUAAAAACACCUCAGAGCAUUGCCGUACGGUGAAGAUCCAGGUCGGGGAUCUGGUGAGCGGCACCAUGGAGUUCCAGCUCAACAUCAGCUCCCGAGCCUCGGACCUGCUCGCCCAGUUUCACCGCCAGUCCCCCCGCAGCCCCGACAAUGGAAAGGGCAAAAUGCGAAGAAACGGCUCGGUGGCGUAUCCGGACUGUGCCCUGUACGAAGUGGGAGGGAAUAUUGGUGAGCACUGCCUGGAUCCCGACACACACCUUCUGGAUUUGUACAACAGCAACUCUGGAGGAGAGUGGGUCAUCAAGCUGAGACCCAACGCCAGCAGAGGGCUGUGAAGGAUGGACGAACAGAUCGGGGAACAGGUUGCCGACGAAGGACAAAGGCAGAGCCUAAAAAAAAAGAUCAAAACCACGCAGCCCUCUCUUCUCGUCCUUUUCAUCCUUGGAGCAACAAGGGAGAAGGAGACAGAUGGACAGAUGGAGGGAGCAGGAACAGAUAGAUGGACAAUCUGCCAGGAGCAGAGCCUAAGAACUGUCUAUGAUCAGAUGAACACACUUUGCCCUCCUUCUCUUUCCCUCUACCUUUCUCUCUCUCUCUCUCUCUCCAUCUCCCUCUUUCUUUUUCUGUCUUCCUGCAACGCUGCGAGCAGAAAGCCGCUGACGUGACUCAUUACUUCCGACAGAGAACCUGCCGCACGGAAAAGAGAGGAAGAGAGAGAGAGAGAGCGGGUGGGCAGUUUGGUUCGCCAUCUUUUCUCUAAAGGAAUCACCUCCAACUAUGAGCGAGCAGAUGGGGAUGCAGAGCACCUCUGGCUACAGAGACCACAGGUCCGACCCCCUCCUCAGGCCAGCCAGACAAUGUGUUUUCAAAUCAUUGGUUCAUUCAUCAUUCUUUUGAAGACGUGAUACAGGAGCUUUCUGCUCAUAUUCUUGGCUAAACUGGCAUCCAAUCCGGCACUGGGCAGAACAUUUUGAACACGUUUUAUACAAGAGAAAACAACCUUUAUUUUUGCAAUUGCAAAUUCAUCCUUGACCUUGGAAACAGCAAUUGCCCCUACACCAGUUACGGAAACCAGGAUUCCUGUUUACAUGUUAUUAAGUAAAUCAGUUUACUGGACUGUAACCCGGUUACUUAACUGCAUGUAAACACAGUGGCUGUAGUAGAUAUCCACUUGGCUUAUGAUAUGGACAGAAAACUACAGUAUCACGUCCAGCUUUUUUAAUUACUGAUGAUUAAAAACCAGCAACGAGACAAAAAACAUAUUGAAAACAGAAAGCUAGUGUGGAUCAGAAGCUAACCUGGAAACGGAGCGGGGACUCCAGCUCUUUGUAAGCACACAGCCACAAACGGAUCAAUCAGUUAAUCAACUGACUCAUCCCUCUCCAUCUGCUUUUUGGCUCUCCGCUGACCGUUCUCCAGCUCCGACGUUUUGAUCACAAAAUAAACAAAGAACGGGGGAUUCCUCUCAGUAUUGGCUCCGUUCCUCGUCUGUCUGUGCCAUUCAAAGAGAUGAACUGAUAUCUCCUUAUCUGUGAAACCCUGCGAUCUCCUUGGCCACAUAAAAAAAAAAAAAAUCCACGGACUUCCAAGGACCCCUGGUCUGUACAGAACAGUGCUCAAAGAGACGUUUCUUUUUUUUAUAUAUAUUACCAAGGGAUUUGGUGUCACAACCUCAAGGACAGUGAUUGCACCUCUAAAGGGAGUUGUUAAGGACACAGUGAAGCUGGUCUUCAGUUUUUAAAUGAAUGGAGCCGAAAGUGCUGAAGUGACUCUUCAGGGGGUGAACUGGGAUUAUUGUUGUUAUUUAUAUGAAUGUAAUGCCAUUGUUGCUUCUGUAUUUGAUGAAUAUUCUGUAGGCUAGAGAGACUUUAGGAUAACGUGGAGUUUGCUGCACUCAGUGUAACAGUAUGUUGUGUUAAGUCGCCCAUACUCAGUGUGGGAAUUUGCAGUGUUCUUGUACAUAUUUCUCGAGUUGUUUUUUCGAUGGAUCCUAAACAGUACAGUGAGAUAAAUGUCAUGUGUAAGUAUUCAUUCAUACAACUCAGCUGUGAAGAGUAAAAUCACUGCACUGUUGUGACACAAGCAGCAAAUGAAUGUGUUGAACAUGUUUUGCGCUAUAGAUGCGAAUCAUUUACUCCCUCGCAGUCGGAGCCAUGUUGGGUGCUCCGCGGCCAUUUUGUGGGGAAAGUGUCUCGCACUCAAUAGAUGGAGUAACGACAGCCGGGCCCCGGCACCGACAUCCAUCAACACCCUCCUCUCCAUCUCUGUCACCUCCCUAAUAAUGGACCAUAAUGGCGUGUGUGGCGCAUGCAUCAGAAAUACACGCCGAGGAAUCACAUUUCUUUGAUAAAGGAGAAGCUAAUAAAUGGCUGUUAUAAAUUCUGCCGCCCUCCCUGGACCUGACGACAGCAGCGGUGUGUGUGUGUGUGUGUGUGUGCAUGCAUGUGUGUGAUGAGCUUCAUUACACAAGUCCAAUUGGCCUGUCCCAGGGUCCCGGGCACAGUUCAGUGCCUCGGCACAAAGCGAGCUGAUGAAACUGCCUUCUGCUGACAAUCAGGAUAAACUAGGUCACCUCUGAAGCAGCAUCCCAGAGGGCAACGCAGUGUGCGAGUUCAAACACCCCCGAGGAGGCGAGCACACGGACGCGUAUUGUGUAAACACACAUGACAACACACAACACGAUGUGGAGUCACCAAAACAGGGGCCACGAGUUCACACCGGUUUUUCUGUCGUUUGUGUUUGUACAUAUGUGAAUGUGUUUGUGUGUGAGAGAAAAAGAAGAAGACGCUUCCUUUUGGUGUGGAUAUCUCUGAAACAGUGUUAUCGAUAUCAUCACCCAGGGAGACUAAAUGAAGGACAUUAAUGUGAUCAGAGUGUGGUUGUGGAUCUCUUAUUGUCUUCAUCACUGUCCAGCUUUUAUUGUGGUGAAGAUUUUUAGACGUCAGUCAGCACCAGACGUCCGAAUGUAUAUUUAUGCCCUUUAUUACACAAGUCAUUGUUUUUUAAUACUUCUGUGAAAAUAGUAUUUGCUGUAGAAAGAAAAAACAACUUUUGAAAAAUGUUUUUGUCAAUAAAUGUGAAUCUAAUGAUGUG
Messenger RNA from Sebastes umbrosus (honeycomb rockfish), 7678 nucleotides. Its product is annotated as rho GTPase-activating protein 40. NCBI's taxonomy places the organism in Eukaryota, Metazoa, Chordata, Actinopteri, Perciformes, Sebastidae. Gene Ontology annotation, molecular function: GTPase activator activity. Gene Ontology annotation, biological process: regulation of actin filament polymerization; regulation of small GTPase mediated signal transduction; signal transduction. The transcript has 16 exons. The record is from RefSeq and is a predicted model, not a curated record. Bases 2920 to 4920 code for a protein of 666 amino acids. Gene Ontology annotation, cellular component: cytoplasm.